AAAAUUUGAUCUACAUCUAGAACUUGAAGCACAUACGGCAGCAGGCCAAGUUUCCAUGCACAGACAGAGGAAGCCCACGCUGAAAGGAAAACAAAGCAAACGGACGCGCGAGUCGGAAAAAAUAACAAGCCAACCAGAAGCCUCAUGCGAAGCCUGGUGUGAGGACUGAGGCCAACGUGAAAGUCCGCACCUGAUUGAGAGUUGAAACUCUCCCCGCGCCGGCCGGGGCGCUCCUCCGUUUCUCGUCUCUUUCGCGUCCGGUGAUCACCAUGCGGGUGCUAACCUUGUGUUAGGUUUCCAUUAAUUUCCCUCAAGUUACGUCGCCACCAUCCGAUAAGGAUCCAUGCACGCCACAUCGGCAGCUUCGUCUUUAACUGGCCAGCACCAGCGGCUGCUUACAUAUACUCGACGAAAUAAACAAACCAUAUCGAAGGAUCAAGAGGUAGCUAGGAGUGGACAAAAACUAGUGCGAGGGGAAGGACGUGUGCACGGAGUCACACUGGCAUAGCCGACGAGUCCUUGCCUACUCACCCGUCGCCCGCUGUCUCGCCGACGCGACCGAUGGACCUGGCACGGUACGCCGCUUGCCACCGGCAGUGGAUCGCCGGACAGGAGGUGGGCCUCGCCGAGCUCGUGGCGGCGGCGGCCAGCGCCGCCGCGGGGCGCACCACGGACGAGGAGCUGAGCGCGGUGGUGGAGCGGUGCAUGCGCGGGUACGAGGAGUACGCCACCAGCCGGCGCGCGAUGGCGCGGGAGGACGGCGCGGCCUUCUUCGCCCCGCCGUGGUGCACGGCGUUCGAGAACGCCGUGCUCUGGCUCGGGGGCUGCCGUCCGUCGCUGACCGUCCGGCUCCUCUACUCCCUCUGCGGCGAAGGCCUGGAGGCGCACAUCGAGGAGCUCGUCGGCGGCCGCGGCCGCGGCGAGGGAACGGGCAUGGGCCUCCUCGGGAUCAAGCCCGCGCAGCUGGACCAGAUCAACGACCUCCACCACCGGACGCUGCGGGAGGAAGGUUUGCUGACGGAUCGGCUGGCGACUCUGCAGGAGGACAUCGCCGACCGGCCGCUGCUCCCGAUCGUCCGGGAGCGCGAGCGCGCCGCAGCGGCAGCGGCGGCAGCAUUAGCAGCCCGACACGUGGGCGCUAACAGCAACGGCCUGCCGGGGCGGCUCGAGGCAGGGGGGUCGUUCGGAGGAGUGGACGCCGAGGUGGACGCGGCGAUGGAGAGCUACAGAGCCGGGCUGGCCAAGCUCCUGGAGGAAGCGGACGAGCUGCGGCUGUCGACUGCCAGGGCGCUUGCCACGCAGAUCCUGACGCCGCGGCAGGCGGUGGAGAUGCUGGUGGCGGGCAAGCAGCUGCACCUGUCGGUGCGCGACUGGAGCCGCCGGCAGCAGCGCGAGCAGAACGCGCGCCUGCCUCGCGCAUCGACGAGCACCUCCUCCGGCGCAAACCCAUGACAGAGACAGACAGGCUCGCCAUUCCUCGCCUGGCUGCUCGAUCUGCUGCUUCAAGUGUACAUACUCUGAAUAAUUUGUCAUGUACAGUCUGCAUCUUGGUUUCUGCCAUUAUAUAACCUGUACAAAC
Molecule: messenger RNA, 1579 nt
Organism: Lolium perenne
Lineage: Eukaryota; Viridiplantae; Streptophyta; Magnoliopsida; Poales; Poaceae
Product: protein DOG1-like 2
Biological process (GO): DNA-templated transcription
Molecular function (GO): sequence-specific DNA binding
Source: RefSeq, a predicted model, not a curated record